Molecule: messenger RNA, 179 nt
Organism: Funneliformis geosporum
Lineage: Eukaryota; Fungi; Glomeromycota; Glomeromycetes; Glomerales; Glomeraceae
Source: the annotation of a GenBank genome assembly
AUGAGCCUUGAUAAAGGAAAAUCCUAUAACAAUAAACCUCCUUGUAACUGUUGUUUCCCUCUUGGAUUAAAACUUCGUCUUUGGCAUUCUACAGAAAAUCCAGUUAGUUCCGCAAUCAAUAAUAUUCAAGAAAGUGAAUUACAAAUCAAUAAUUCAAACUUAGCCGAAAUUACUUUGCC